CUCCAACUCCUUCCAGUUUCAUUCAUCUCGAUCCAACUCCAUCCACUUUCAUCCAUCUCAGUUCAACUUCAUUCAAGUCCAUACAAGUCCAUCCCACUCCUUCCGUCCAUACAAGUCCAUCCCACUCCUUCCAGUUUCAUUCAUCUUGAUCCAACUCAGUUCGGCUCCAUCUAUUCUGUUCCAUCCAACUCUAUCCAUCUCGGUUCAACUUCAUUUAACCAUCGCCAAACUCGAUUCAAGUUCCUCCAACUCCUUCCAGUUUCAUUCAUCUCGAUCCAACUCUAUCCACUUUCAUCCAUCUCGGUUCAACUUCAUUCAAGUCCAUACAAGUCCAUCCCACUCCUUCCAGUUUCAUUCAUCUUGAUCCAACUCAGUUCAGCUCCAUCUAUUCUGUUCCAUCCAACUCUAUCCAUCUCGGUUCAACUUCAUUUAACCAUCGCCAAACUCGAUUCAAGUUCCUCCAACUCCUUCCAGUUUCAUUCAUCUCGAUCCAACUCUAUCCACUUUCAUCCAUCUCGGUUCAACUUCAUUCAAGUCCAUACAAGUCCAUCCCACUCCUUGUCAUAA
Messenger RNA from Lentinula edodes (shiitake mushroom), 567 nucleotides. RefSeq lists its product as uncharacterized. NCBI's taxonomy places the organism in Eukaryota, Fungi, Basidiomycota, Agaricomycetes, Agaricales, Omphalotaceae. The annotation marks the transcript as partial. The record is from RefSeq and is a predicted model, not a curated record. The transcript is spliced from 2 exons.